This is a messenger RNA of Gongylonema pulchrum, 225 nucleotides long. The record is from the annotation of a GenBank genome assembly. NCBI's taxonomy places the organism in Eukaryota, Metazoa, Nematoda, Chromadorea, Rhabditida, Gongylonematidae.
AUGUCAUUAGAUUCAGAUAUAUUGAUGACGAUGUGGGAAUGUCAUCAGAUUCAGCAUAUUGGUGAUGGCUUGAGCACUGGCUGGAUCAGGUCGACAACUGUGCGGAAUGAUCGGAAAUUAUGGAUCGAUUGUACAGCCAAGGUACUCGUUCUGAAGCACGACGAAGCGACAUUUUUCAAGGAAACGCUGACCAAAAUUAGAAAUUCGCGUAAGGAGAGUCUUUAG